UCGGCGGUUUCCGUGCGCGCUCGGAGGAUUCCGUGAGCGCUCGGCGGUUUCCGCACGCUCUCGGCGGUUUCCGCACGCUCUCGGCGGCUUCCGCGUGCGCCCGGCGGCUUCCGCGUGCUCCUGGCUCUGCGCCGCCUCGCCCGAUGGCCCCUCAGCGGAGGGCCGCGCCUAAAGCCCCCGAGGGCCGCGCCGAGGCUGAGCGCCGGCGCCCCAGCAGCUCCAGGAAGGACCGAGCCCCGCAGAAGGGGUCCAGGGUAUGGCUGCAGGCCACAGGCCUGGCGGCCAUCGUGGCAGUGGCCACCUUGCUGCUGUGGAGCAGCCUGGGGGCCGACGACGGGAUCAGCGGAGUCCUGGCCCGCCGUGGGGAGGUCGUGGCCCGCAGGUUCAUCGAGGUGCCCUGUUCCGAGGACUACGACGGCCACCAGAGGUUUGAAGGUUGCACCCCCAGGAGGUGUGGCCGAGGCGUCAGUGACACCGUCAUCUCCAGGGAGGAGGCACAGCGCAUCCGCAGCAUAGCUGAGAAGGGGCUGUCGCUGGGAGGAUCCAACGGAGGGGCAUCCAUCCUGGACCUGCACUCGGGGGCCCUGUCAGUCGGGAAGCACUUUGUGAACCUGUACAGAUACUUCGGGGAUAAAGUACAGACCGUCUUCUCAGAAGAGGACUUUCAGUUGUACCGCGAAGUGCGGCGGAAGGUCCAGCUGGCCGUGGCCGAGGCCUUUGGCCUCAGCACGUCUUCACUGCACCUGACGAAACCCACGUUCUUCUCGCGCAUCAACAGCACGGAAGCGCAGACAGCGCAUGACGAGUACUGGCACACGCACGUGGACAAGGUGACCUACGGCUCCUUUGACUACACCUCGCUGCUCUACCUCUCCGACUACCUGGAGGACUUCGGCGGAGGGCGCUUCGUGUUCGUGGACGAAGCAGCCAACACGACGGUGGAGCCACGAGCAGGCCGGGUCUCCUUCUUCACGUCUGGCUCUGAGAACCUGCACCGCGUGGAGAAGGUCCGCUGGGGCACCCGCUAUGCCAUCACCAUUGCCUUCACCUGUAACCCCGACCACGCCAUCGCUGACCCCACGUUCACGUAGCGGGACCAGGCAAGACGACUGGGGAGGGGCCGGAAAGCCGUCGCAAAGCUGCCACCUCCAUCCAGCCAUGUCCACUGCGUGCACUGCCUUGCCUGGGUCCUCACUGGCCGCGAUUCAGGCAGUAAAAUCAGGGCCCAGCCCCAUUCACAGGCAUCUAUGUGCUCGCCUCAGCCCCUCCUUCCCUGGGGACACACGUCCUGCUUCCUCCAGGGGUGCGAGCUGACAGCGGACUCGGUGCUGGGCCUGGCCAGGGUUGGGGACAGGUGCAGGGAGAAGGUUCUCUGGCAGCAUGGGGCUGGUGGGGGCUUGUGGGGGAGGUGAGGGCAGCUCUGUGGUCACACUGAGUGACCCUGAGAGAGCCGGGCCCCAGUCACACCAUACCCCCUCGCCUGUGCCAUCACUGGCCUGGUCCCUGGCUCCCCCUGUUCUAUCCCAUCUCUGACCAGGAUCCCAGAUCCCACCCUGUUCUGUCCUGCCACUGACCCAGUCCCUGCUCUCACGGGUCCCCCGCCCACUGAGGCUGUUCCACCUUUGCUGGGCACUGGUCAGGCCCUGAGGGCAGGGCCUUACCCAUCAGCACGGCUCCCCCACCCCCUGGCCGCUAUGGUGACGCCAGUGCUGGGGUCAUGACACGGGCCGGGAGGCCACUCAGCUUGUGGGACAUGAACAAGGGGCCACUCAGUGGAUGCGGUCCUGAGGCAGGUGAGCCUGGGCGAAGUCGCCCCUCAAGUAUCAGGCUGGGCACUGUGCCUGCAGAGCAGCCAGGAGGUUGGCAGAGCGGCUAGGAUGCAGCCUGGGGCACUGCACCCCAGGUGGGAACUCCACGCAAACACCUCCCUGGAGGGCACAGGCUGGCAGGUGCUGAGUCCCUGCCACCCAUGUGGGAGAGCCAGAUGGGGCUUGGGGCUCCCAGCUUUGGCCCUGGGCCACCACUGAGGUGACCAUCUGGGGAGAGAGCCAGUGGAUGGAAGGUCUCGGUAGCUCACUGCCUUUAAAAAGUGAAUCAAUCAAUAAAUCAUUUGAAAGGA
Messenger RNA from Ochotona curzoniae (black-lipped pika), 2119 nucleotides. RefSeq names its product 2-oxoglutarate and iron-dependent oxygenase domain-containing protein 3-like. NCBI's taxonomy places the organism in Eukaryota, Metazoa, Chordata, Mammalia, Lagomorpha, Ochotonidae. The transcript has 9 exons. The record is from RefSeq and is a predicted model, not a curated record. Gene Ontology annotation, molecular function: oxidoreductase activity, acting on paired donors, with incorporation or reduction of molecular oxygen; iron ion binding; L-ascorbic acid binding. Bases 144 to 1091 code for a protein of 315 amino acids. Gene Ontology annotation, cellular component: membrane.